Centruroides sculpturatus (bark scorpion) is the source of this 887-nucleotide messenger RNA. RefSeq names its product membrane-associated protein Hem-like. Gene Ontology annotation, cellular component: SCAR complex. The transcript is spliced from 8 exons. The record is from RefSeq and is a predicted model, not a curated record. NCBI's taxonomy places the organism in Eukaryota, Metazoa, Arthropoda, Arachnida, Scorpiones, Buthidae. Bases 40 to 840 code for a protein of 266 amino acids. Gene Ontology annotation, biological process: cell migration; cortical actin cytoskeleton organization; cell morphogenesis.
CAUUUCAAAGAUGUAAUAUUAUUUUAGAAUGUAUCAGUGAUGCCUGAAGAGGAUUCUGUAAUUUUGUCUUCAAUUUGUGCAGCAAUUUCUGGUUUAUCUGUAAAGCAAGUGGAAGAAAAUGAAAUAUUUGAUUUCAGAGGAUUGAGAUUGGAUUGGUUCAGGCUUCAGGCCUACAGUAGCGUUAGCAAAUAUCCUUUAAAUUUACAAGAUCAUCGAGACCUUGCUUCUUUAAUGAAUACAAUUAUCUUUCAUACAAAAAUGGUUGAUUUUCUGGAUGAAAUGUUGGUUGAAACAUCAGAUCUUUCUAUAUUUUGUUUUUUCAGUAAAAUAUUUGAGGACCAAUUUCAUAUGUGUCUAGAAUUUCCAGCUCAAACUAGAUAUAUCAUUGCCUUUCCAUUAAUUUGCAGUCAUUUUAUGAAUUGCACGCAUGAACUAUGUCCUGAAGAGCGUAUUCAUAUAGGAGAUAGAAGUUUGACCAUGGUUAAUGCAUUCCUGGAUGAAAUGUCCAAAGAAGCUAAGAACAUUAUUACAACGAUAUGUGAUGAACAAUGCACUCUCAGUGAUAGAUUACUACCAAAACACUGUGCUCCCCAAAUUGCCCAAGUAGUAAAUAAAAAAAGAAGAGAUAAGAAAAAUAAAGUAGUACAAGAAUUAGACAAACCUGGAACAGAAAGUUAUCGAAGAACACGAGAAGAACUUACAACAAUGGACAAACUUCAUAUGGCAUUGACUGAAUUGUGCUAUGCAAUUAAUUACUGCAGUACGAUCCAUGUUUGGGAACAUACUUUUGCACCUAGAGAAUAUCUAUCGCAGCAUCUAGAAAGUAGAUUUAAUAAGUAGGUUAAAAAUUUUAACUAUAAGCUUAACCAAAAAUUUAGGUAGACCGU